AUGUAUCAAGGUUAUUUCAACAUCUACUACACUCUCAACGAAGAGAUAUUAGUAAGUGGUUUCAUUCCGUGGAGUUAUAACCGUGGGAAACCUGGCAUAAACGUCAACAUCACGGCCAAGGCAUUGAUCGACUUCACCAAGACCUUGCGUUUAAACCCAAUGGAGUGGGCAAAGCUCCCCUAUAACGAUGCAGAAGACGCGUUCACUCUGACGGUCAAUGGUACCAAAAUUAAGGCGGGUUACUCGGAGUGUAGAUGA
Perkinsus marinus ATCC 50983 is the source of this 258-nucleotide messenger RNA. RefSeq lists its product as hypothetical. The transcript has a single exon. The coding region runs from base 1 to 258 and encodes 85 amino acids. NCBI's taxonomy places the organism in Eukaryota, Perkinsozoa, Perkinsida, Perkinsidae. The record is from RefSeq and is a predicted model, not a curated record.